Sarcophilus harrisii (Tasmanian devil) is the source of this 2168-nucleotide messenger RNA. RefSeq names its product gap junction protein beta 6 (gene GJB6). Gene Ontology annotation, cellular component: connexin complex. Gene Ontology annotation, biological process: cell communication. Lineage: Eukaryota; Metazoa; Chordata; Mammalia; Dasyuromorphia; Dasyuridae. The coding region runs from base 477 to 1262 and encodes 261 amino acids. The record is from RefSeq and is a predicted model, not a curated record. The transcript is spliced from 3 exons.
AGGAGCUGCAGGUGGAAAGCUAGAGCCCUAAUCUAAACUCCACAGGAAACCCCUGAACUUCCUAUACCCCGGGAAAGGCCUGGGCUGAAGCUGGGGACACAGCCGCCACAGAGGAAGGUGCCAAGUAUUUGCCACUCACCCGGGCGGAGGCAGCGACCUGGGCAUCCGACCCCGGGAGCAAGCGCGGGCCCCAAGCCUCUUCACAUGCUGCCCAGCUGACCCUUCUCCCGCAACUCCCCUUCCCUCAAUAUUCCCUCCCCGACCGCCCCCUCCAUCAUUCACGGCUCGUCCACACGCCACUAAUACAGGUGGCAAUAACCCUGAAAUUCUGAAAACAGAAUAAAGAAUUGCAUGAUGAUGCAACUUGGGACUUCUGGGCAAUCCACUGUUAGAGAAGAUUGAGGAUCCCACUUCUUAAGGAUAAAGAUCUUGUUCUAAUUAUCUUCUCCAAAAUCACUGAAUAAGUCACCAAGAAGAUGGAUUGGAGUACACUGCAUACCUUCAUUGGGGGUGUAAAUAAACACUCCACCAGCAUAGGGAAGGUCUGGAUUACUGUCCUCUUCAUUUUUAGAGUCAUGAUUCUUGUUGUAGCUGCUGAAGAAGUGUGGGGAGAUGAGCAAGAAGAUUUUGUCUGUAAUACUCUGCAGCCAGGAUGCAAAAAUGUUUGCUACGACCACUUCUUCCCUGUUUCUCACAUCAGACUUUGGGCCCUGCAGCUGAUUUUUGUCUCUACUCCAGCACUUCUGGUAGCCAUGCAUGUUACAUAUAAUAGACAUGAGAAAGAAAGACAAUUUAGGAAAGGAGAGAAAGGGAUUGAAUACAAGGACUUAGAAGAAAUUAAAAAACAGAAGGUUCGAAUAGAGGGGUCUUUGUGGUGGACUUACACUAGCAGUAUUUUCUUUAGAAUUAUCUUCGAAGCCUCCUUUAUGUAUGUGUUUUACUUUCUUUACAAUGGCUAUAAUCUACCCUGGGUGGUGAAAUGCAGUAUUGAUCCUUGUCCCAAUAUUGUGGACUGCUUUAUUUCAAGACCCACUGAAAAAUCUGUUUUUACCAUUUUCAUGAUUGCAGCAUCUGUGAUUUGCAUGCUGUUAAACGUGGCUGAAUUAUGUUAUUUACUGAUGAAACUGUGUUUCAGAAGGUCCAGAAGAGCACAGGUUCAAAGAAAUCACCCCAAUCACACCAUAAAAGAAAGCAAACAAAAUGAAAUGAAUGAGUUGAUUUCAGACAGUGGCCAAAAUGCAAUCACAGGUUUUCCAAGUUAAAGGAUUUUAAAUUAAAAUAAAAUUACUAACGAGAAACCUGUAACCUUCACCUACAGCAGCUGGGUACCAAUACCAAAUAUUUACUCUCUCUAGGUUGAUUUUUUAAUGGCUACCAAUGACAUUCAUAACAAAUAGAGAUUUAAAGGAAAUUUUUUAGGAGAAUUAAUCAUCUACAUUAUCAGAAAUGUAGUGAAAAAUUCUGUAAAAAUGGAAAGACUAAAUUGACAGUUGUGUACUAAAAUAUUUUUAAGUCUAUCUUGAGUAGACAUCUGUCUUACCCUCUCAGGGGGUGUGUUUCCUAAAAAGUUAUUAAAUAUUCAACUGCUAGGAGGGAGGAUAUAUUUUGUCUAGAGAGUAAUACUGUUAUUAUUACAAAUGUUUUUUAUAGCAUUACUUGUCUUAGUUCUGAAUUCCUAUUCAUAUAAAAAGUAUUUUUAUAAUGUUAGGUGUUCCAUGUUACUUAAGUAUGAUGUAGUACACAGGUAAGUCAUGAAAAUAGCUGCAGUAUUCUUGGGGGGGGUGAGUGAAACUGUAAGUUUUAAUAAUGACACUGCAGUUAUUUAAACUUUUAAAUUAUAGAAAAAUCUGUUUUGUAAAUGCAGUAUGUUACAAGGCUCAAUGACAACCAUAUGACCAAUAGUGAUACUAUCAAAUGAUGAGGGAAGAGGGGAGAAUUCUGGCUCUUGUAUGUGUUCUUCAAUACACUUGAAGUGCUUUGUUUGUCGUACAAUGUGUUUUCACUGCAAAAAUGUACCUUUCAGAAGACAUACAGAACUAUAUGAAUCUGGGUGCCUUUAAAAAAAAGAAAGAAAGAAAAAAACUAGCCUGGAAACUGGAUUUCAGCCUGUGAAGAGUUGAAACAUGAAUGUGAUCACCUGAAUAAAAGAAAAACUCUAUUGCUUAAAA